AUGUUCCACUCCUACCACGCCGCCUUUCUCGUCGAGGCACCUAAGACCAAGGUGGCCAAGGCGCUGGCUCGGAUCGCAGAGGAUACGCCUGGAGCUGUCUAUCGCGGCAUUGCCAAGCCCAAGCCUGAGCACGUUGUCAGCGUCUCGUUCUACACCCGAUGCUGCAAGUGGCUUGAUGAGGCGAGCUUCACUGUUGUGCCGGUCGAGCAUGACCGGGGCUCCUCGUACAUCAUGGCCUACGCCGAGUCGACCAACUUUUGCUGCUCGUGGUGUCCCUCGUGCAUCCGAUCAUGCUUUGCCUGCUGCGACUUUGAUGACUGGGGCAAGAACGAGGCCCACAUCCGCGCCAUCGUCGAUGGUCUCAAGUACGCCACUACAGAGCUCCACGCCGAGCGCGGCGGCGACGCUGACGAUCUCCGUGCCCUCUUCGAUCGCUCCUCCAAGGCUGCCUAUACAUAUCGCGGCAUCAGUGACAACACCACCACUGCUACCGCCACUACCUCGGCUUCGGCCACGGCAUCAGCCGCUUCAAACUCCUCGUUGUCAUCGUCCUCCUGAUCGUCCUGCACUAUCCACAGGAUCCAGUAGAGCACGUCAUAGCGCAUAACCGUGGAUUAAUGGCCCCAUAAUUGCAUCACAGCCUUCUCC
Messenger RNA from Thecamonas trahens ATCC 50062, 648 nucleotides. RefSeq lists its product as uncharacterized. The transcript is spliced from 2 exons. The record is from RefSeq and is a predicted model, not a curated record. Bases 1 to 558 code for a protein of 185 amino acids. Lineage: Eukaryota; Apusomonadida; Apusomonadidae.